CAUAUACAUACCAAAAUGCACAACUCCCCCAUUAGCCACUAGAAAAAUUAUCUCUUUUCAGUAUCAAAAACAUGGAAAUUUUCAAAAAAGAAAACUCCCAUGUUCUUAUUGCCAUAUUUCCAGGCCAAGGUCACAUUAAUCCAGCUCUUCAAUUUUCCAAACAAUUAAUUAAUUUAGGCAUUAAAGUCACUUUAUCCACUAGCCUAUCAGCUUUCAAUAAAAUAAAAAUACUCCCAAAUAUUGAAGGAUUAAGCUUUGCUUCUUUCUCUGAUGGCUAUGAUAAAAAUUUCAAAGGUUCAUUUGAUGAGUUUCAUGCGUAUUAUUCUUCUAUAAAGUCUCAUGGGUCAGAAUUUAUUUUUAAUUUAAUCAAAUCAAAUGCAAAAAAUUGUAACCCUUUUACACAUAUUAUCUACACUAUUGCUAUGGAAUGGGUUGAUUCAGUAGCAAAAAGAUGCCAUAUCCCAUCUACAUUAUUUUGGAUCCAACCCGCCACAGUUUUUGAUAUUUAUUAUUAUAGAUAUACUGAUUAUUCUGAUAAUUUCAAAAAUUGUGAUUCUAAGGAUAAAAUUAUAGAGUUACCAGGAUUGCCCCCACUUUGUCCAACUGAUUUUCCUUCUUUUGUGUUUGAUGAUGUGGAGUGUAACAAUUGGGCAGUUGAGUCUAUUAAAAGACAAAUUGAGAUAUUGAAUAGCGAAGAAAAUCCAAAAAUUCUUGUGAACACUUUUGAUGCUUUGGAAUUUGAUGCUUUGAGGAUUUUAAAGAAUGUGACUAUGAUUGGAAUUGGACCUUCAAUUCCUUCAAAUUUUUUUGAUGAUAAUUUUGUUGGAGCUGACAUGAGAGAGAUUAGUUCAAAGAAUUAUAUGGAUUGGUUGGAUUUAAGACCUAAUGGAUCAGUUAUUUACAUAGCAUUUGGUAGUUACACGGAGACAUCAAGUCAAUUGAUUGAAGAGAUUGGUCAAGCGUUGUUGAAAUGUGGGAGGCCAUUUUUGUGGGCGCUUAGGGAAGGGCAAAACGGGGAAAAGUUGAGUUGCAAAACCGAACUGGAAAAGCAGGGGAAGAUAGUGAGUUGGUGCUCACAGAUGAAAGUCCUGAGACACCCUUCUGUAGGAUGUUUUCUUACACACUGCGGAUGGAAUUCAACUCUAGAAAGCAUAGCUUCUGGGAUGCCCAUCGUAGCAUGUCCGAUCUGGAAUGAUCAAGUCUGUAACGCAAAGCUCAUUCAAGAUGUUUGGAAGAAUGGCGUCAGAGUGAAUGCCAGUGAAGGAGGUAUCGCUAAAAGAGAUGAAUUUGAGAGAUGUAUAAAAAUUGUGAUGGAGGACAGCGAAGAAGGAGAAGAAUUGAGAAAGAAUGUCAAAAAAUGGAGGGAUUUGGCUAAGGAAGCUAUGGAGGAAAAUGGUUCAUUAACUGUGAAUCUCAAGGCUUAUGUUAAUGAAUUUUUACUUGGUGAUGAUAAAAUAAAUAAUAAGAAAAAUAAACACCGUGUUUGAUUUUUCUUGUUGAUAUAAUAAAUUGUCUAUUUCUCAUGUAGAGAUUAGAAUAAUCACUCGAUUGAAGACCUUACUAUAGUAUGUGUGUUAGGAACAAAAAUUCAAAAUUUUUAGCUCCACUCAUGUGAAGAAUAUGUAUGUUACUGUAUGUGUUUAUGUGUGUGUUGUUGGUGAAACAUCUUUUUGGUGUUUAGUGAGCUAGGCAUGCCAUAUUGGCAAACAAAGAAUUUACCAUAGUUUGUGUAUUCACUUUUUAUUCAUAUGGUCACACCUACUUUUGUCACUUUA
Solanum dulcamara is the source of this 1775-nucleotide messenger RNA. RefSeq names its product UDP-glycosyltransferase 75C1-like. The record is from RefSeq and is a predicted model, not a curated record. Gene Ontology annotation, molecular function: UDP-glycosyltransferase activity. NCBI's taxonomy places the organism in Eukaryota, Viridiplantae, Streptophyta, Magnoliopsida, Solanales, Solanaceae. The transcript has a single exon. Bases 72 to 1487 code for a protein of 471 amino acids.